Molecule: messenger RNA, 2720 nt
Organism: Cladocopium goreaui
Lineage: Eukaryota; Dinophyceae; Suessiales; Symbiodiniaceae
Source: the annotation of a GenBank genome assembly
GGCCAUGGCCCCUUUCGGCCCUUUCGCCAAUGCUUGGAGGUUCAAGUUCCGAGCUUUCUCCGAAUUUCGAGGAUGAUCUGCAGCUGAUCCUCCAGCAAGUUGCCUCAGGGCAGCUCUCCCUGCAAGCAGCCGUGGGGGUGUUGGAAGAGCCGGAGCCAGAUCCAGGCGCAUCCAUUGAGAAGACGAUUGCGGCACCUACACAGGUGUCACUUCUGCGGCCCGUGGAGCCCCCACCGGUGACGCCGGUCGUGCUCACGCCAAAGGAGCGUGCAGUGAAGGAGGUGAAAGGCCCAGCCCCGGUGCUCACAGAGGCGUACGAGGAUGUGGAUCCAGACUGCAAGGGCUGCGGCGUCCGCAAGAUGCAGCUCAAGGCGAUGGCGAAGCAACUGGUUUCGCUGAGCGAAUCUGUGAUGAAGCUGGCGGGAGAGGUGACUUCAUCACAGGAGUUGGCCCUGAUGGUGCUCAGCUGUUUGUCACCCUGUUCCCAUCUGGAGCUGUCCAUAGGCACCUGCUGUGCUUCUCUGCAGUCCUUGCUCAGUUCUAAGGGGCAGCAAACUUCAAUCAGACCGAAAGCUGAGACGAAACAGGCUGAGGUGAGCGUUCUGGACGCUGGCCCUUUGCCUCCAAGCACCAGCCUGCCCGAGCCUCUCCGGGCGCCACCUACCCGUGCAACGACGCCUACGGCGUCCUUCCCGGCGCCCGUGGUGGCAAAGCCACGUGCACCGUUUGAAGAGGAGGGACUGGUGCGCUUUCAUGAGACGCAGGUAGAUCGGAGUGCCAACCUGGAGGCCUUGAAGGCUCCGAGCCAUGCUCCGGCGCCGCAGCUGCUGCGCAUGCCGGAGCUGGGGCCCAACAGACUCGACUCCUAUCCGAUCGCGAGUCCUCGACUUCGGGCGACGCCGGCGACGCCCUACGAGCAGAUGAUGACUGCCGGGAUCACGCGACGGGAGCCGGCCAACGAGGUGCCAGCGCUGGGCUCCAACAUGGCAACACCUCGGCAGAUGCCGCGGCCGACGCAACGUGCCGACCUCUUGGACGAGCCUCCACAGCUGCCGGCGGAGUUGCUGGCCUUCGCCGCGCCGGGCGUGGUGCCCGGGGCGGCGGGCUUCAGCCCGCGGACGCCGGCGGAGCGGCUGCGGCCGCACCAGAGGAAGGAAUGGGAAGAUCUGUCUCCUGAAAAACCUCAGGGUCCGCAGAGAAAUCUGGUUGCGCCAGCAAAAGUACCAGAAAAUGGCAUCACUGAUGACCCGCAGGUUGCCAAGAGCACUUCUGAAAAUUCCAAAGGUUCCUCCCAGACGCAAAGCCAAGAUGAACAGCAAACUCAAAAAAUGCUUGCUGGGCCACAGCGUCCAGCACAACCGGUAGCUGGAGAACAGCAACCCCAGCAAUCACCUGCUAGGUCCAAGGGUCCCGCACAACCAGCAGCAGCUGGACAGCAAGCGCAGCAAUCACCUGCUCGAUCCCAAAGUGCAGCACAACCAGCAGCAGCUGGACAGCAAGCGCAGCAAUCACCUGCUCGAUCCCAAAGUGCAGCACAACCAGCAGCGGGCGGACAGAAGGCGCAGCAGUCCAAGAGCCCUGCAACUGGUGGACAGCAAGCGCAGAAAUCACCACAACCUGCAGCUGGUGGACAGCAAGCGCAGCAAUCACCUGCUCGGUCCAAGAGCCCAGCACAACCCACAGCUGGACAACAAACCCAGCAAGCACCUGCUAGGGCCAAGAGCCCAGCACAACUAGCAGCUGAUGGACAGAAAACCCAGCAAUCACCUGCAGCUGGACAACAAACCCAGCAAGCACCUACUAGGUCCAAGAGCCCAACACAACCCCCAGCUGGGCAACAAACCCAGCAAGCACCUGCUAGGUCCAAGAGCCCAGCACAACCAGCAGCUGGCGGAAAGCAAGCCCAGCAAUCACCUGCUCGGUCCAAGAGCCCAGCACAACCAGGAGCUGGUGGACAGCAAGCCCAGCAAUCACCUCGGUCCAAAAGCCCGGCACAACCCGCAGCUGAUGGACAGCAAGGCCAGCAAGCACCUCGGUCCAAAAGCCCGGCACAACCCGCAGCUGAUGGACAGCAAGGCCAGCAAGCACCUCGGUCCAAAAGCCCGGCACAACCCGCAGCUGAUGGACAGCAAGGCCAGCAAGCACCUGCUCGGUCCAAAAGCCCGGCACAACCCGCAGCUGAUGGACAGCAAGGCCAGCAAGCACCUGCUCGGUCCAAAAGCCCGGCACAACCCGCAGCUGAUGGACAGCAAGGCCAGCAAGCACCUCGGUCCAAAAGCCCGGCACAACCCGCAGCUGAUGGACAGCAAGGCCAGCAAGCACCUCGGUCCAAAAGCCCGGCACAACCCGCAGCUGAUGGACAGCAAGGCCAGCAAUCAGCUAGGUCGAAUAGUGCAGCACAGCCAGCUUCCACUGUGGGUGAACCGGAGAAGCAGUCGGCAUUCGUUCGAUCCAGAAGUCCGCCACCACCAAAAGGUCCAGAAGCCCAGCUGUCGCAGGAGCAGCCGCUGGAAGCGAAGAUCCUUGGGCUCAAAAUGCUAGGAAAGGAAACCAAGGGACGCGCCCGAGGCGCCCGCGUCGCCCGCGUCGCCCGCGUCGCCGCCGCCAGAGUCCUCCAGUGGCAGCGCGUCGUCGUCCAGCGCGUCGACGUCCAGCGAGGGAGCGCCAGCGAAGGCGGAGGCAGGAGUUGGGGAGUGGAUUGGGAUUUUUCUUGCCUCUGA